Ictalurus furcatus (blue catfish) is the source of this 3768-nucleotide messenger RNA. It is a transcript of the gene tspan5b, whose product is annotated as tetraspanin 5b. Lineage: Eukaryota; Metazoa; Chordata; Actinopteri; Siluriformes; Ictaluridae. Gene Ontology annotation, biological process: regulation of vascular endothelial growth factor signaling pathway; protein localization to plasma membrane; protein maturation. The transcript is spliced from 9 exons. Gene Ontology annotation, cellular component: membrane. The record is from RefSeq and is a predicted model, not a curated record. The coding region runs from base 245 to 1060 and encodes 271 amino acids.
CGGCGCUCCGAUACGCCCGGGUCCGUUAUUCCGGUCUGAGAAUAAACGACAUUUAGAGAAAUAACGGAGAGGAUUUGUGCAGAUUGUUGAGAAUAAACACCGCAGACGCGCUGAGAUUUGAGCUGAAAGUGAAAUAUUAAGGAUGCGGACUGCACUGAGCAGCGGAUGAGUGGCCUGUCUUCAGCAAAAAGACUUUCAUUUCCAUAAAAACUAAGAAAAAAAACACAAAGGUGUUAAAAACAAAAUGUCCGGAAAACACUUUAAUGUGCAUGAAGUCGGCUGCUGCAUUAAAUACUUCAUCUUCGGCUUUAAUAUUAUAUUCUGGCUGCUGGGCGUGGCCUUCCUGUCUGUUGCUUUAUGGGCCUGGAGUGAGAAGGGCGUUCUGUCCAACAUCUCAUCCAUCACAGAUCUGGGAGGUUUCGACCCCGUGUGGUUGUUCCUGGUCGUGGGGACGGUGAUGUUUGUGCUCGGGUUCGCUGGCUGCAUCGGCGCGCUGAGAGAAAACUCCUUCCUGCUCAAGUUUUUUUCCGUGUUUCUGGGAAUCAUCUUCUUCCUGGAGCUUACCGCCGGAGUCCUCGCCUUCGUCUUUAAGGACUGGAUCAAAGAUCAGCUCAAGUUCUUCAUCAACAACAACAUCCGAGCGUACCGAGACGACAUCGACCUGCAGAACCUCAUCGACUUCACGCAGGAAUACUGGGAGUGCUGUGGUGCGUUCGGACCUAAGGACUGGAACCUGAACAUCUACUUUAACUGCACCGACACCAACCUGAGCCGAGAGAAGUGUGGAGUUCCCUUCUCCUGCUGCACUAAAGACCCUGCUGAGGACGUAAUAAACACUCAGUGUGGUUACGACAUCCGAGCUAAAGCCGAAUCGGAGCAGAACUCGUCCAUCUACGUAAAAGGCUGUGUGCCACAGUUUGAAAAAUGGCUGCAGGAGAAUCUCACAGUGGUGGCUGGAAUCUUCAUAGGGAUCGCACUGCUGCAGAUUUUUGGGAUUUGCUUGGCUCAGAACCUGCUGAGUGACAUCGAGGCUGUGAGAGAGAGCUGUUUGUUCACUUGACCCAGCGUCGUCUCAGCGUCCUGUCGCGGGAAGAGGACUUUUCAGUUUCACUUUUAUUUCUAAAACACUUUAAAUUACUGUCCACGUGUCACUUUCGCUAGCGUCUUUAUUCAUGCCUGUAAUCCAGACGUGACUGCAGUUCCUGCACUGACCACAAGGUGUAGCUGUAGAGUCACUGUAGCGUCAUGCUGUGUGCUGUAGAACUUAAGAAAUAUUCCUUUUUAAAAAUGAAUGUUUUAAAAUUAAAAUGAAUUUUACACACCUCUGUCACUCAACACAAUUAACUGAUAAGUCUGUGUUUCGUUCGUUAAUUUGAAACCUUGCUAACAGCUAGAGGAAGCUUAUGAAGGCCAGCUAGCAUCAUGCUAAUGACACAAAUUACCUCACACCCUCAAUUCCAAUGACAUAUUUAUAAAUAAAAAGCAUUCGGUAAUCUAGUCAGUAUUGAACUUUUCAUGAAUUAGCUAACGCUCAGAUUAAUGGUCAGAAGAUUCUGUUAGCAAUGUUAGCCAUGUAUUUCCAUUUGGACUUGUACCUUAGGUUAAAAAACAAACAAACAGACUAGCAUAGCGAAUUUAGCGAGCGAACUGUAUUUCUCUUUGUCUCUGUAACAUAAACCUUUGGUUUAAAUGCUAGGAAGGUAGAAGGACAUAGCUUGAAUUAAGAUGAGAAAUGUACAUUAAUGGGUCGAUUUUUAAAGCACUGCUUUUCUGGUUUAGAUUUUUAUUUGUAUGUUUAAUUGCUUACUAACUCUGUUCUACGUGGCAGGUAAUACGAAGCACUGCAUGUGUACUGGAAUAAUAAUGUUAGCGUAAAGGCACCUUGUAUCGACAGCUAGCGCUUUAAGAUGAUUAUAAUUAUGAAAAUAUUUAGCAGUUCGUCUCAUUUGUGUUUACGUUGUGUUUAAGGAAUCGUGUGAAUUCAGACCUCUAAAUUUAACUGCAGCCUCUUGAUUACUUUUGAUACGACUAGCGAUAGAUACGCUAGCUAUGCUAAAGUGGCCUAUACAAGCUAUUAAGUUUUUCAUCUUUUUAACUUAGAAUUGAGAGGCCAUUGUUUUGUUAAAUUACAAGUGAUUUCAUAAAUAUUUAGUGAACAUUUUAAACUUAAUAUAGUUAGCAUGUUAUUCAGUGCAUUAGCGUUAAAGCACAGGUGCAAAAUCUUAUCGAACUGAAUAUUUUUUUUUUUUUAAUAAAAAGUGUCGAUAUGAGGUGCCCUGUUGUUCUAGUUCUUUAGGUAAGUCGGUAUGAGUUUAAUAUUAUAUCUAUUAGUUUAUCUAAAUCUUCUGAAUGUUUUCCAUGCUAGCUGUGUGAGUAUGUUGCACAUACUGGAUUUUCUGGACUAUAAGAUACAUUGUUGUUGUUGUUGUUGUUUUUAUGUUGUUUUUUUUUUUGUAAAUUAGACAUUUCUAAAUAAGAUAAGAUGUUAAAACACAUUAGCAUUAUUAUGCAUGUUUUGUUAAGGUUAAAUUGCACUACCGUUAGCUUGGUGCUAAAUGAAAAUUCCAUAUGUGUGCUAGCGGAUACUAACACUACAUUAAAGCGAAUUACACGUUUAUUAUAACGAUGGAGGAAGGAUUAUAAACUGGUGGUAAAACCCCCACACCAGCAGGUGGCGUCCUGUUUACUCUGGAGCAAUUUAUAGUCCAGAAACUACAGUAAAUUAGCUUAUUUAAUUAGCAUAUCUUGUAGAGCUGAGAGAGAAAGCGGUAAAGUUUUGUUUUGAUGCACAUAAGAAACACUAAAGUAAAAUAUUAAAGUAUUAAUGUUGUGUUUUUAUAUGAAUGAUGUAAAUCUGACUCCAGGGGCCUGUACCAUGAAUCCGGUUUAAGUGGCUAGUCAGUUUCAGUUUCAGUUUAGUUUGUGCCAACCCUGGGUUUUAGGUACCAUGAAAGUGGCUGGGCUUUUACCGGUGUUCAUCGCCUUAGUAACUUGCGCUCCAUGGCUAACCUGCUCCGGGCUGGGUUCUGUUCUGGGUAAGAGAACUCAAACCCAAUUUGAACCAAUCAGCUGUGAGCAAAGUGACCUAUGAGUGACGCAACCAAUUCAACUCCCCAGCGCAAACUGUAAGGAGAGCACGUCGCAGAGAAACAUUUCAUUAAAACAUUUUACGUUUAUAUUAAAUGAAAUUACAUGAAUGAUGUUGGGGUUAUACGUUUUCAAUCCGUUUAUUCUCAUUGUGAGCCUAUAAAAGUAAACUUUUACACAAUCAGUAAUGUUCCCGAGCUUUGGCAGCCGUAACGGUGUUGCUUUUUGCGGUUAGUGUGGGUUUAAAUUCCUCAUAUUUCUGCAAAAUAAUUUCCUAGUUUUCAACCGGAGGUAUGCACACCUACUUUUUUCCCCAUGUUGAACACUGUUGGCUGUUCGGUGCCGACGUCACGCGUUUAUAUGCACGUUGACGGAGUAUGUUGAUAACCAGCGUCAUGGUACAAAUAAAGCCUGAUCGGAUUGGAUUGGUUUUGAACUCGAAACUAAUCCCGUAACCCUGAGUUUGUUCAACUAGCUUCAUGGUACAGGCCCCAGCACUUGUGUGUGACUUCUAAAUAGGGUUUUGUUUUGUUUUUUUUUCACUGCUUGUGUGUUGUUGUGGUUGGUGUGCUUUGUUGAAGUCUUUUUACAGUAUUGUAUUUGAGCAAAUAAGCUAUUCUCCAUCCUGAGACGGGGGAGCAGUUUAUUGUGAACAUUAAAGGUUGUUACAUUUUGGUAAAA